UCGCACAUGGCAGUGUUGGCAGUAGACUAUAGUUUAGGGUUUAGCUGCAAAUUACAACAGGACUCUACCUAGAGCAGAUAAUUGUCAUCAAGUAUUAUUAACCGUAGAAUAAAAUUGAAUUAAUAAAUGAAAAGUGAAUUCAGAAUAUUUUUCGUAUAGUUUAGAGCUUUUGUUUUGUUUUUAAUUUCCGUUUAUAAUAAUAUGACCAAUCCAUCGUAGUUUUAAUUAAAUAAUUAAAAUUUAUGUAAUCCUUGUGUUGAAAUAAUUUCUAUAGAAUCAAUAAGUCAUUUAAAAAAUUGGACUGUGCUACCAAUUAUACGUUUUGUCAUAAAAUUUCAUAUUUUCUCAACAAUAUAAUUAACAGUCUGAUUUCUGUGGAAAAAUAAAAAUUUAAUGGCGAAAAAUAAGUCUAAAAAAAAUGCCAACCAAACAGAUACAGAUGCUAUAAAGAAAAAAAAAUUGACAAGUAGAAAAAGAAAAGCACUUCAAAAAAUUAUAGAAAAAAAACAAAAGAGCCAAAAGAGGUCUAAAAUGUUAAAUGAAUUGAAGAGUCUUGAACUUUCAGCACCUUCAUUGUCUUUGAUGACAUCUAUAAGUCAAACACAAACGAGUGGAUUGAGAAAUGCAUUAAAAGAAAAAAAAAAAUGUCGAACACCUAAGCAGUCUAUUGAAGAAAAUGGGAGCUCAGAUGAAAUGACUGUUGAUGAAGAUGUUGGUUCUGAACUGGACGAAGAUGAAAUUGUAUAAUAAUACUUAAAUCAUUCUGCAGAAAAUCAGUAACUAUUUCAUGAUGGUGGCCAUAUUAAUUUUACUUCUUUAUGUGCUGCUUGUGGUAACCAUAUUAAAUAUUCUUCCAAUAAAUCUAUAAAAACAAAAAAAAAAUGUUGUCAACAUCUAAAAUAAUUAUUAUUUAAUAAAUAAAAAUUUACAUGUUGGCUUUUUUAA
Messenger RNA from Metopolophium dirhodum (rose-grain aphid), 945 nucleotides. RefSeq lists its product as uncharacterized. The record is from RefSeq and is a predicted model, not a curated record. The transcript has 4 exons. The coding region runs from base 394 to 747 and encodes 117 amino acids. Lineage: Eukaryota; Metazoa; Arthropoda; Insecta; Hemiptera; Aphididae.